Messenger RNA from Talaromyces stipitatus ATCC 10500, 1038 nucleotides. RefSeq lists its product as uncharacterized. Gene Ontology annotation, molecular function: metallopeptidase activity. Lineage: Eukaryota; Fungi; Ascomycota; Eurotiomycetes; Eurotiales; Trichocomaceae. The coding region runs from base 1 to 1038 and encodes 345 amino acids. The record is from RefSeq and is a predicted model, not a curated record. The transcript has 4 exons.
AUGAAGCUCUUCAAUAGUUGCUUCCUGUUAUCGGCCAUUUCCAUGACCAUCCCAUAUUCCUCCCUAGCGAUUGCUACUACGACUACAGCCACUUCUCCAGCAACCGCUGCAGGCCCAGUUGGCGGUGUUUGGUCAACUAUCCCAUCUCCCCAGGGCGGAAACUGUGAUGGUUACGAUGUUGACACAAUGGUCAACGAUGCCAAAACUCUGGCUCAGAAUGCCAUUACGGCUAUUCAGAAAAUGCUGAAUGGUGGACUCAAGAAUGCAGACAAGACUUUGGUCGAGACUGCGUUCACUUCUUGGGGAGUGAACUAUCGACAGAUUAGUUUUUUGAAUAAGAUUUGGAUUACUAGUGGGCAGGAUACGCUGCAGACUGCUCUGAGCAACUAUCAAAACGUUUUGAAUAUCCUCGGCGGUUCUACUUCGACUCGUGCAAGGCUGAUGUGCACCGAUGCUGGAUGGAAAUACGCAAAUAAAUUGGGAGAUGUCGGUCAAACACCUCCCGAUGACCCUCUUCCAGGAAUCACUCCGGCUCAACCAGGAUUCAGCUGGAAUCCGUACUUCUCCGUUUUGAUCCCUGACAUUGAGUACGACAGUUCAGGACAGUACGGAUCAAGUAUCUGCACGCCAUACAAUUCAAAGGGCCAGCAACUCAGUCGACCGGAUGGUAUUACUUGGUGGCAGGCCAGUCUUAUUAUGAUGUGCGCGGGUGCAUUCAACGGCAAAACACUAUCGGAUCGUAUUUCGAGCCAGUCUUCGCUCGCUGUAGGAACAUCGCUUGACUCGCAACAAGUUCCGGGAGGAGUCUUCCUACAUGAGAUGAUGCACUUUAUUGGACAGAACAUCAUUGACGUUGUCAUCACCAUGGACAACGGAAGUAAAGUCAAAGCCUAUGGGUUUGACGGCUCACUCAUGAUGGCUGUCAACCCAGAUUAUGCUGGAAAAGCGGUAUCAAAUGCUGAUAAUUACCGUAAUUUCGCUAUGGCAGUGACUUUGAGCGAUAUCGAUUGGAGCGAAACUGGGACGAAACAGUCUUGA